AUGUCAGUAAAUCAAUUCAAGGGUCCCUAUGACCCUUCUAUUAUGGCAGAGUCCUAUGCACAAUGGGAACAGUCGCUCGAAAUCGAAAUCCAACGGACUUUUGAUACUGUCAACCGAGAUAUCCUGGAUGGUUAUAUGGCUAGAGACCUUGCCAGGCUCAAAGAUCCUCAGGUGGACCCAGAUUUCCUUUGUACAUGGACUGGCCUCCUAUGGGACAGGACCACAUUGUCAAGGACUGGAAUCGAAGCACAACGAGUACCCACCGGUUUCAACUUCCUGAUCAAGACCUGCUUAAAGUACAACCUGGUCGAAGUCAUGAUAUUGAUUACGUCGAGAUAUGGCACGUUUAGGCUCGGCAUGAAAAAUGGACAUGCUCUAGCCAGUUAUUGUGGACUCGCAGUGCUGGUGGACCUCUUGCACGUAGGGACAGAUGCGGAAAGAAAAUCGAUUGCUGAGGAAAUGAUGGAUCACAACAUUGUAGACCUCUGCUUCAAGAACAUAGAUAGCUGGCUCUGCGCGCACCGCAGACUUGCUGCUAGCACCAUUCGCUCUUUGGCUGGUCUGAUUGGGGACAGGAUUCCUGCGGAUAUGGUAGCUGAUAUUAUUGCGAAGCUCUGUGUCUUUGUGUUGCAAGGGCCCCGAAUUUUUGUCGAACAGUUCUAUGCUCCAGAGACAAAAUGGCAAGGUGGAAUAAUUGUUUUAAGAGGGCAAAAUGCUUCUGAAGCAGAGGUGGCUAAAUGUGCUCUGCGAUACUCAGGACUGGCUCAUGACGAUGCUCUGUGGGCUGCUCAAGGUCUUGUUUGUACCUAUCCCAUGCUCCCCACGAAGUUUCGCCUUGAAAUUCUCAAGAAGAGACCGGAAAUUGUCGACUUGCUGUUUGACUGUGCGAUCACGCCUCGACCAGCAUGGUACCCUGAGCGGCAAAGUGAUGCAGUUGCAUGCGAAAUCCUUGCACUUCUAUUCCAAUGGCCCCCUUACAUAGUACCUGGUGUGUCUUCGCCGUUGGAUGGCUCAUCGAGAACCCAGGAAUGGAAAGCUUUGUCUCAAGCCCUAAAGAUGUUGACCGCAAGAAAAGAAUGGAGCGAGAAGCUAAUUGAAGUGUGGAUGAGCGUCGAAGAAGAGGAUUGGCACCAUGUCGAGUCGCUGUUCAACAAUGUCAAAAAUUAUGGAGCAAAAACUCUCCUUGGGAAAAGGACGUUUCAACUUGCAUUUGAACUACGAGGCAUUAAACGGAUAACAGUCUUGCGGUUGAUUACUACGUUGACUCAUGCAGCAGACUCAUGUGGCAUUACCAACGCAGAGUUGGAGUCUCUCCUUCGUGUGGCCUACGCUGCAUCGCAGAAAAUAAAGCAAGCAGAUUCGGAAAACGAAGAGGACCAUCUGAUGUAUGCGGAGCGAACACAGGAUAUGUUCGCACUGCAACUUAGCGACUCACAUGCAGCUCCCCAGGUAGAUUCUCCAUUACAGAUAGCAGAGGAAGUUGUUAUUGGCCCUACAUCACUCGCGCGAUUGUUGGCUGUGCUGGCUCAACGGGGCAUUCUCGACUCAAUCCAAGCUCUUAAGAAGGCACCGAAUGGUCUCUCAACCGCAACUUCCCUGGAUCAAGUACAAAUGAUUACACAUCCCGAAAUCAUACGGAAGUUCCUGCUAAUCGCUUUCCGGCGCGUGGAGUCCCGCACAGAGUUUGGACGGAAGGUUACUCAAUCAAACCCGUAUUACGCUCGGAUGCAUUUUGUGUCCUCUGCAGAGCUUGCAUCCGCCUUGGUCUCGUUUGACAGGUAUACGCGCGGAAAAUAUGCCGAGGAGGUCAAGGGUGUUCGAAAGCAGCUUGUCGUGGCACUUGGGAAUGCGUCAGAGAUGGCUAUCCGCACCGGACAAAGUCAGAUCGCCUUGAGCUUUGCACUCGGUGCGAUAACAAGCGCAGAAAAUAUCCCCGAGACAGAAGGUCUUGAUGAAGCGAUACUUGCCAAGAACACACGACGAGCUGAUCAAGCAAGAGCGGCACUUCGCCAAGGGUAG
Suillus subaureus is the source of this 2019-nucleotide messenger RNA. RefSeq lists its product as uncharacterized. Bases 1 to 2019 code for a protein of 672 amino acids. The record is from RefSeq and is a predicted model, not a curated record. The transcript is spliced from 6 exons. Lineage: Eukaryota; Fungi; Basidiomycota; Agaricomycetes; Boletales; Suillaceae.